AUGGGCGGUUGGAACAUUAUAAUGAUAGGAUUUGGUGCUUCAAUUUUUAUCGCGCUUUGUUAUAUUUCUAUUCCAAAAGGACCAAAUCAGACGUGGGCAAUUACCUAUUUAGCUCAACUUCAUCCUUUAAUAACCCCUAAAUUACCUGAAGGAAUUCAUCAUGAAGAGCUUAAGUUUGGUACACAUUAA
Molecule: messenger RNA, 189 nt
Organism: Dentiscutata erythropus
Lineage: Eukaryota; Fungi; Glomeromycota; Glomeromycetes; Diversisporales; Gigasporaceae
Source: the annotation of a GenBank genome assembly